Poeciliopsis prolifica (blackstripe livebearer) is the source of this 4691-nucleotide messenger RNA. RefSeq names its product proto-oncogene tyrosine-protein kinase Src. Gene Ontology annotation, molecular function: ATP binding; non-membrane spanning protein tyrosine kinase activity; growth factor receptor binding. The coding region runs from base 614 to 2332 and encodes 572 amino acids. The transcript has 11 exons. Lineage: Eukaryota; Metazoa; Chordata; Actinopteri; Cyprinodontiformes; Poeciliidae. Gene Ontology annotation, cellular component: extrinsic component of cytoplasmic side of plasma membrane. Gene Ontology annotation, biological process: negative regulation of extrinsic apoptotic signaling pathway; epidermal growth factor receptor signaling pathway; bone resorption. The record is from RefSeq and is a predicted model, not a curated record.
UGUUGCUUAGCAACCAAUUUACCUCGCCAGAAAGGAAGCUGAUGGCUAAGAAAGAAGUGAUUUAGGAAGUUUUAUUUCAGUAAAAUAAAACAAUUUUACACCCAUCGUGACGAAUAAAUAAAACAAACCUGUGUAACAUCGUGUGUUUCUCCUGCCUGCCGACGCAGCUUCUGUAUCUUGCGCACAUGAAGCUAAUUCCCCACAAAGUUUACGCUACUGCGUAAAAAAAAAAAAAGGCGUCAAACGCGUCGGUUUAUAUUUUCGCUCCCGUGUUUCGUCAGUGAUGCGCCAUCCAGUGGCUUCCCCCCUUCUGCUCGCUCACUACACCGCUCCUGCUUCGACGCAUGAAUUUCUCUCCAGCUGAACCGUCUGGCGUUCGCCCGGCCCACCGCGGCACAACGCCGGCUGCUCUGCCCUCUUGUUCCAGAAAGCAGUCCUCCGUCAUGACCUCCUCCUUCUGCCGCUCCUGUGAAAUUCGCUAAAUGGGAUUUGCGGCUGGCCCCAGGUUUCCAUUAUCUUUUUAAUGAGGACAGCCGUCCGGGGUCUGAGCGGCUUUCUGGCGGUGCGUCUCUGAUUUUUGGGCUGAAUCUGAAGACGCGUUAAAGGUCUGCACAUGGGGGCAGGCAAGAGUAAGCCCAAGGAGCCGGGCCAGCGCUCCAUGAGCCUGGAUGGUACCAUAGGCACAGGCUCAGACAGCGGACACUUCCACCACCUGGGCCCCUCUCAGCAAACGCAGACCCCCAACCGAAGCCCUGCUGUCGGCACAGGCAGGCCGAGGUACCAAGGGCAGCACCAACACGCCCCGACAAAUACGCCAGAACUGAGUCUCUUCGGAGGGGUGGACCACACAGGAACAGUAACAUCACCUCAGAGAGGACCUUUGUCAGGAGGCGUCACUACAUUUGUGGCGCUGUACGACUACGAGUCGCGGACAGUGAGCGACUUGACCUUCAGGAAAGGCGACCGGCUGCAGAUUGUGAACAACACAGAAGGGGAUUGGUGGCUCGCUCGCUCGCUCACAACAGGAGAAAGCGGUUACAUCCCCAGCAACUACGUGGCUCCGUCCGACUCCAUCCAAGCUGAAGAGUGGUAUUUCGGGAAGAUCACUCGACGUGACUCAGAGAGGCUCCUUUUGAACCCGCAGAACCGACGAGGAACCUUCCUAGUGCGGGAGAGCGAGACCACGAAAGGGGCCUACUGCCUGUCAGUGCUGGAUUACGACAACACCAAAGGCCUCAAUGUGAAACAUUACAAGAUCAGGAAGCUGGAUAGCGGAGGUUUCUACAUCACCUCUCGCACCCAGUUCACCAGCUUACAGCAACUAGUCUUCCACUACCGCAGUGAGUAUUCAGGCAGUGCUGAUGGUUCACCUCUUACAACACUAAUCUGCCUUUUCACUCUGUCUCCUUUCCUUUUUUCCUCAGAGCACUCAGAUGGGUUGUGUCAUGCUUUGACGGAUGUAUGUCCAGUGGCCAAACCUCAGACGCAAGGCUUGGCCAGGGAUGCCUGGGAGAUUCCUCGAGAGUCCCUCCGCUUGGAUGUUAAACUCGGACAGGGCUGCUUUGGAGAAGUCUGGAUGGGAACAUGGAAUGGUACAACGCGGGUAGCCAUUAAGACCUUAAAGCCAGGCACUAUGUCUCCAGAGGCUUUUCUGCAGGAAGCACAGGUCAUGAAAAAGCUAAGGCACGAGAAGCUGGUCCAGCUAUAUGCCGUAGUGUCUGAGGAGCCCAUCUACAUUGUGACAGAGUAUAUGAGUCAAGGUAGCUUACUGGACUUCCUUAAAGGGGAUGCAGGAAAGAUGCUUCGUCUGCCACAGCUGGUAGACAUGGCUGCUCAGAUUGCUGCCGGGAUGGCUUAUGUGGAGAGGAUGAACUACGUUCACAGAGACCUGCGUGCAGCAAACAUCCUGGUGGGAGACAACCUGGUGUGUAAGGUGGCCGACUUUGGUCUCGCAAGACUGAUUGAAGACAACGAGUACACAGCAAGGCAAGGAGCCAAGUUUCCAAUCAAAUGGACUGCACCAGAGGCAGCGCUGUACGGCCGUUUCACCAUAAAGUCAGACGUCUGGUCCUUUGGGGUGCUUCUCACAGAGCUCGCAACCAAAGGCCGAGUUCCUUAUCCAGGUAUGGUUAACCGAGAGGUGCUUGACCAGGUUGAGCGUGGCUACAGGAUGCCUUGCCCAGCAGAGUGCCCCACUUCCUUGCAUGACCUCAUGCUUUCCUGCUGGAGGAAGGAUCCUGAAGAAAGGCCUACAUUUGAGUAUCUGCAGGGCUUCCUAGAGGACUACUUCACCUCCACAGAACCCCAGUAUCAACCUGGGGAGAACCUAUAGAACCGCAAACUGUAUCAAACCCAAAUGGGGAGUGGGGCCUCAGCACUGAAUGAUCUGCACUAACCGACCUCAGAGGAGGAUCUGAGACUGUGAAACUAAUCUGUGAGGAACUUCUUCAGUGGAAUCAAAACCAAGACCGAAAACUGCAGAAGUCCCUCUCUGUGCCGUACAGAAACUGCUGUGGAACAAUCCGGAGAAACCGGUGUUCUGGAAGCCAUCACAGUCGACCCAAGUUCUCCUGCUGGUUAUUCUCCGACUCAGAUCAAACGGAGAGACUUGCAGGUAAAUGUUUAUGUGAGGUGCAACGGAUGUGAAGAGGAACCAAAUCAGGACUCAGAGUCGGUGCAUAAAGAACAAACUUCAUGAUGAAGAGAAAGAGGACAGAGAAAAAACUUCAAAUUAAUUAUGAGCUGUUAUGAGUGAACUCGCCCUUUUUCCAUCUCUUCACCAUCAUGUCAUACCUUUUCCACCCACACAAGAGCACUACCACUGUGGCUCAGGUGCCAAAGGAAAACUCCUUCUCUAUAUCUGCUCUGCCACUCUUCCUCUUUCUCUCCCUCUCAGUCUUUCAGUUUCUCCCCAGUUUUCUUCAAGUGCUGCUUCUUUAAAGUGUCUCAGCUCUGAAUCUCUGCAUCUUUAUCGUUCAGUUUAUUUGGCCAGCCUGUUUCCUUUGGUGGAAACAUUUAAUGUCAGACAAACUUGCUAUGUUUGCUUUAUUUUGUGUGUGUGUGUGUGUUUUUCAAUAGACAAAAUUGGUAAAAUCCCAAUCAGUGAUUGCCUGGUCAGACGGGCAGGUUCUGUCACGUUAACAUCAACGUAAUGUUUGAGGCCUUUUUCUCCCGUUUGCUCAUGCUGGUACCAAACCUCCAUUAAGACGACUGAUGCAGGUGGUGCCCAAAUGCGUAUUGUUUUGAUUGAUCUCAAUUAGCUGGGAAAAAAAAUCUCAGAGGAUCAACGCUGUCAGAGGCGCGCUAACGGGCAUUUUUAAAAGAUUUCACAGCACAAAUAUCUUAGAAAUUAUACUUCUGUCAAGCAGUUCUGUGCGUAGGCUGACAUGGGUAUCUGACCAAUCGUAAUAGUGGUAAAUAUCUAACUCAACAUGGGAAAUCAAUUUCUUGCUUAUGUACAUAUAAGCUGUUAUGCUCACAGAACAACCUUAUAACAUUAACUGAGUAACAGAUGUUUUUUUUAAUCAUGCAUCAUUAAUAAAAUAUGCAACUUGGAAGCCCUAAAGAAACCGGUAAACCUCUGAUCAGGUAAAACUAAUAAAGCUGUUUGAGUUUCUGAAGCUUAUUAGCAUGCUUUUGUGCUCGUCUUUUCUUGAGUAUUGGUUGGUUUUUACUUAGGCUUUAUAUCCUUCUGUUCAUUAAAAGUUCUGCUGUGAUUGUGGGAUCAUUUACAGAGAAAAUUGUCAUUUUUCUGGGUCACUCCACUGCUGUACAUAUCGUAGCUUUUUAGGCUGGGUUUUUGCACCCCAUCUUUUACUUUGCCAAGGCAGGUUUGUGUGCAGGGUGCUUCACCCUUCACUUUAGAGCAGAAGAGCUGUUUUUGUUUUGUUUUGUUUUGCUUGCAGAGUUGACAUAAACCAUGCAGCAAUAAGACAUGGAGUUCCGCCAACAGUUGCAAAACCAUACCGACAAUGACUAAUUUCAAGAACCAGUCUGAUGCUGAAACCACAGGGAAGUGGUGCGGGUUGUGAUGUUACCAUAUGAUAUUAAUAAUAAGGUCAAAGAUGUAAAUAUUAUCUUAAUCAAAUGACUGUGACGAUCAUGUUAUGUUUUUUGUGUAGCUUUUUCAUUUGUUUCGCUUCUUGAGGUUUUUACACUGACACGUCUAAUCAAUGCUUAACUGAUAUUUGAUGUCCUACUGUAAACAGGGCUGAAGAAAAAAUAUUUUUUCACUUUUUGUUUUUCAAACUUCUGUUUAUAUUUCAAAGGACAAUUCACAAUUGGGCGAGAAAUCUGUGCUUUCCUUUUUUUAGACUGGGAAUUACUCCACCUAUGUGGACACUGAGCCGCCAGUAAGUCACUGGAGCAAUGGGGAAGUAAGCAGGCUUAUGACAGAAUGACUAACUCUUAGGUCAGACUGGAUUUUAUGUGCCAUAUUUAAAUAAAGUCUCAUUCUUCCCUUUUCUUCAUUAUUUACUUCAAUUGUUUAUAAAUCUAUGCAGUUUCAGUCUUGCAUUCCUGCAACUUCAUAGCCACUUUGUUCUAAAGUCAAAAUCAAUGAUCAAUGACAGUGUGAGCAUUUUGUAAGAACUUCUUUCAUCUAUUUUUGUUUUUAUGUAACAGGAUUGAUAUAGGUAUUGUGCCACUUUAUGUUGAUCUUUAAAUGUGCAAUAAAUUAUAUUUGAAAUGUG